UUUUAACACAGUGUUUAUAAGCACAUUGCACAAUUACAUUCGUUAAUGUGGCAAUGGGACUGAAAGGCAGCGGUGCGCUUUGGAUGACUCCGGAUGGCUUUGCUGGAAAGCAGAACAUGUCAGUGACCGGGGAAUAGGAGCAACAUUUAGGAUCAUAAUUUGGAUGCAGCAAGAAAACCAACUGAUGCUGCAACAUGUACUUCAUUCAAUCAACAUCUUAGGAAAUAAAUAUGUGAGGAUUCGGUUGUGACCAAACCUCAAGACAGGAAAGACACUGGAUGCCAGUGAAAUUAUCAUCGGUCAGACUGUGCUCUCAGUAUUUCGGUUGGUUCCUGCCUGUUAUGAUGCAGUAAUUUCUGGAAGGAAAAAAAAAACUGGCAGUGAUGGAUUUGAAUUUAACAGUAAUUGACAGUGGUUUGUUGGAGAGUGACCAAUCAACAAGAAUUCUCACCGGCUGCUUCCUGUCUCUCCUCAUUCUUUCCACCCUGCUGGGAAACAUGUUAGUUUGCGCAGCAGUCACCAAAUUCCGUCAUCUUCGCUCCAAAGUCACCAACUUCUUUGUCAUCUCACUGGCCGUGUCAGAUCUGUUGGUCGCCAUCUUGGUCAUGCCUUGGAAGGCUGUAACAGAAAUCGUUGGCUUCUGGCCUUUUGGAUCAUUCUGUGACAUCUGGGUGGCUUUUGAUAUCAUGUGCUCAACAGCAUCUAUCCUCAACCUUUGUGUUAUCAGUGUAGACCGGUACUGGGCCAUUUCCAGCCCAUUCCGUUAUGAGCGAAAGAUGACUCCCAAGGUGGCAUUUGUGAUGAUCAGCACAGCUUGGACACUGUCUGUUCUCAUCUCCUUUAUCCCAGUGCAGCUGAACUGGCACAAGGCCCAGCCAGCAAGCUUCCUGUUGCAGAAUACUUCUCAUGGGGCACCUUUAAUGGACAACUGCGACUCUAGCCUCAACCGAACCUAUGCCAUUUCUUCCUCCCUUAUCAGCUUUUACAUCCCAGUGGCCAUCAUGAUUGUGACUUACACACAGAUUUACAGAAUAGCCCAAAAGCAGAUUAAGAGGAUCUCUGCACUGGAGAGGGCUGCUGAGAGCGCCAAGUUCCGGCACAACAGCAUGGGCAGCAACUGCAAUAUGGACUCAGAAAGCUCCUUUAAGAUGUCUUUUAAAAGGGAGACCAAGGUGCUAAAGACUCUGUCUGUGAUAAUGGGAGUAUUUGUGUGUUGCUGGUUGCCGUUCUUUAUCCUUAACUGCAUGGUGCCAUUUUGUGAGCGUGACCUUCCGUGUAUCAGUCCCACCACCUUUGACAUUUUUGUGUGGUUUGGAUGGGCAAACUCUUCUCUCAACCCCAUUAUAUAUGCGUUCAACGCAGACUUCCGCAGAGCUUUCGCCAUUCUAUUGGGCUGCCCUAGGCUUUGUCCAGGUCACAAUGUGAUAGAGACACACAGCCUAAACAAAAAUUGAAAUUAUCCUGCUGCAGUGUUCUCUUCCUCCAUGGGGUCAGAGGGUAUUUUUAUUAUGUGAGGGAACCUGCUCUAAAAUGCAGCCUAUUGCACAUUCCCCAGUGCCAGAACAAUCAUCUGUACAAGAAGGGUGAACGGAUUUGGGAUUACGGCUCUGAGAAGAAAGCCCUCCUGCUGUGCUGGACACCAGUUCUGAUGUUUCUGUUAAGGGGAUAAUCUUUAUGACAGGCAGUGCUCUUGACUCCAAAGACUGAUUGCCUUGAAAUCCUGCAGCUAUGGACUAUUUCAGGCAUGAACAAAUCAUACAACUUCAAAGGAGUAGGCCUUUAGAAAUUCUGUAUAUCCUUCUUUAUGAACAUGUUUUGAUUACGGGACCUUAAGAAUGACAAUGGACAAUGAAGAAUGUUUAUAUGGAAAGGAGUUUAAAUGCGACUGAAACUGUGCAUAAUGAAUAGUCUAGAUAUAAACUGGAAUUGAAAGUAAUGAAUUCCACUGGAAAACCACAGAAUACAAUAGAAAAUGCUUUCUCUUUUUUUAAGUUGAACUGUUAAACUAAAAAAAAGGGCCAAGACUUCACUAGAAAGCAUGGGUGGAUACUCUAAAUGGGUUACCAGGACUUUCAAAGAUAAAAACACAUCAGUGUAAUGUUUAACUUUUGGCAUUCACAUGAAAUGAUUUGCUGUUGACAAAUGUCUUAAGAUGGAUUAUAUUUUUUUUAAUCAAAUGCAACAAAGGUUUGUAGGAAGUAUACACAGAGUGGUAUGAGUGACAGAUGUAAUCUCCAUUAGCAUUUCUCUGCCAAAUGUGUAACACAUCAUCAAAAGUGAUCAGUUGAAAUAGACCUUUCAUGAAUUUAGAAAUUUGAAUCAUGAACACAACUGCCUAUUUGUUACAGAAGUGUCUAUGUAAUAGUUACCACACAUCAUUAUUAUUAUGGCAUCAAUGAGACCUUGUGAUAUAAUGAGUUGCUCAAACCUAAAAUGUUUCGUUGUUGAUCAGUUAGUAGAUACCAGAUUGUAGCCCUACCAUUUAAACUACAAUAACUUACAGAGAGAGAGAGAGAGAGAGAGAGAGAGAGAGAGAGAGAGAGAGAGGUUAGCAUGUUCGCCUCACACCUCCAGGGUUGGGGGUUCGAUUCCUGCCUCCGCCUUGUGUGUGUGGAGUUUGCAUGUUCUAGGUUGAUUGGAAUCUCUGGAAAAAUUGUCCAUAGUGUGUGAGUGCGUGAGUGAAUGAGAGUGUGUGUGCCCUGCGAUGGGUUGGCACUCCGUCCAGGGUGUAUCAUGCCUUGAUGCCCGAUGACGCCUGAGAUAGGCACAGGCUCCCUGUGACCCGAGGUAGUUCGGAUAAGCGGUAGAAAAUGAGUGAUGAGAAUGAUGAACUUACAGGGAAAGGUAGUAAAUUUAUUUCUUGGUCAGUAAUUGAACAUCAAGACGAAUAUAAUCUAGUUGAAAAAAACUGCAGAAAUAAAAUAUCUAUUUUUUAUAACAUACACCUUAAACUUCACGUUAUUCAUAAGAUGAAGCUUUAUACUGUAUGCGGGCUUGUUCCAAAACAAGAGGGCAGAUGGUCAAUUACGAGAUGGUCGUUCCGUGAUUGUCAUAAUGAAUAUGUAUGAUGUUCGUUGGUGCCUAUGCUCCUCUAAACUUGCUUUUCUAUUACCAAACUCUGACAGAUAACUACCAAGACAAACAGAACAGAUGGUCAUUAAAUAUAAAUGCAUAGAUGGAAAUGAAUUCUGAUGAAUAAGCCCCAGUGAAUGUGUAUGUGGUUUAGUUGUAAUUAUGAACACAACUGUUUUCAGAAGAUGCCUAUGCUGCUCAAAGGGUAUUCUACCUUUAUCUCACUAACAAACAACAUCCACUGUUAUAUUAAUUAAUGUGAGUUCUGUGCAAUUCUACAACGUGGCUGUUUCGUUAAAGUGCUUUGGUAACAGGAACUGACGACAUGUAAAGGAAAUGGUGGCUCAUUUUCCUAAAAGUUGACCUCAGUUCCUUAGUUAUUUGAGAGUGAGAAAAUUAUGUAAGCGGCGUGCUUGGAGUGUCAAAGUGUUUACAGAAUGGAUGUCAAUUUGCUCAAGAUGAUAUGUUGGAAGGACAGUAAUGAUCCUGAAGUUUAUCCGUAGGAACACUAUAGUACACAAAUGAACAAGUUAUCAGUAUGUUUUAUCAUCUUACUGUACCAAUGUUGAAAAUGGAAAAAAGUGGCUGUAACACUAC
Tachysurus vachellii is the source of this 3669-nucleotide messenger RNA. RefSeq names its product dopamine receptor D1a (gene drd1a). Lineage: Eukaryota; Metazoa; Chordata; Actinopteri; Siluriformes; Bagridae. The transcript has 3 exons. Gene Ontology annotation, biological process: adenylate cyclase-activating adrenergic receptor signaling pathway; G protein-coupled dopamine receptor signaling pathway. Gene Ontology annotation, cellular component: membrane. The record is from RefSeq and is a predicted model, not a curated record. Gene Ontology annotation, molecular function: G protein-coupled receptor activity; dopamine neurotransmitter receptor activity, coupled via Gs. Bases 384 to 1454 code for a protein of 356 amino acids.